CUUUCAACCAGACACCACCCCUCUUCUUGCUCUGCUCUCCUCUCCUCUCCUCUCCCACACGCGUCCUAAAGCAAAGCAAGCUCGGCGAAAAGCAGCUCGGACGCCAUGGGCAAGGACUGCGGCAACCACGGCGAGGACGACGUCCGGCGGGCGUGCCGGCGCCUCCUGGCCAUCCUCUUCUUCCUGGCCCUGGUGGUCGCCGUCAUCGCCCUCAUCGUCUACCUGGUCCUCCGCCCCACGCACCCGCGCUUCUACCUCCAGGACGCCUCGCUCCGGCAGCUGGACGUGCUCACCGCCAACGCCUCCGCCGCCGCCGGCGUGCUCUCCACCGUGCUCCAGGUCACCGUCGCCUCCCGCAACCCCAACGACCGCGUCGGCGUCUACUACGACCGCCUCGACGUCUACGCCUCCUACAAGUACCAGCAGAUCACGCUGGCCUCCGCGCUCCCGCCGGUCUACCAGGGCCACGGCGACGUGGAGGUCUGGUCCCCGGUGCUCUCCGGCCCCAGCGUCCCCUUCGCGCCCUACCUCGCCGAUGCGCUCGCCAAGGACGUCCAGGCCGGGUACCUCAUCCUCCAGGUCAAGAUCGACGGCCGCGUCCGGUGGAAGGUGGGCAGCUGGAUCUCCGGCCACUACCACAUCUUCGUGACCUGCCCCGCCUUCCUCGUCGGCGUCGGCGGCAACGGCGCGCCGGGGGCCAGCGGGCUCAGGUUCCAGACCGCCACCUACUGCCACGUCGAGGUCUAGCCGUACGUCCGUCCGUGCUCUGCUUCUUCUUCUUCUUUUUCCUCUGCUCCGUCGUCGGCGGCGAGGUAGGUUUCUUGCGGGUGGCGCGCGCGCGUGUGCGUAGCGAAGAGCAUCAUCAAGGCUCAAGGCCAAGGGGUGGGGGUGGUACAUGGACAUGGUGGUAAUAAGUGUUAGCGUCGAGGGGUAUAGGUGUAAAAAAAGAGAAGGAAAAAUUUAGGGUGGGUUAAGUUAAAUUGAUGCUGCGAUUUACACGUAAAUUGUGUUUUGUUUGUGUUUACUUAUUAAUUGUUGGCGGACUGUUUGUUCCACGUUUAAUUGUCAAAUAUAUAUAUAAAUAUAAACUUGUUGUGAUUGAUGGAA
Molecule: messenger RNA, 1107 nt
Organism: Hordeum vulgare subsp. vulgare (domesticated barley)
Lineage: Eukaryota; Viridiplantae; Streptophyta; Magnoliopsida; Poales; Poaceae
Product: NDR1/HIN1-like protein 1
Exons: 1
Coding region: 106-747 (213 amino acids)
Biological process (GO): defense response to other organism
Source: RefSeq, a predicted model, not a curated record